AUGGCCACCGUUUUCCAAGCCAUCAAAGCGUGUGAUACUUGCAAACGACGAAAAAUUAAGUGCGAUUUGACACCACCAGCUUGCACGCAAUGCCGAAAGGCCAAGUGGACUUGUCCAGGCUUCCGGGAACAGUCAGGCACAAAUUCUCAGAGCGAUAAAUGGACCAUUGUCACACCAAAGGACGUACGGAGGGUCGCCACGAUGGCGCAGGUGCUCAACGUAACGCAGGGUCAUGGCAUACGCAUCCACGAUCCAUCUCCGCCGUUGGAGGACCGGGCCAUCGCCUUCUUUCUGCAUAAUUAUGUGUUUAGCGUCACCCCAGAAGUGUCAAGCCACGCAUAUCUGCCGCCUCUACUUCAAAGGCGCAGUCGGAGCUUGCUUCGAACAGCGGCGUCUGCUGCAGGGCUUGCUGCUCUGGCUAAUUCAGGAAACGUGCCGUCUUGGAAACUUCAGUCAUAUAAGUUGUAUGGCGAGGCUAUUCGACAGCUACACGCUGACAUUCAGCACCCCCAGAAAGUGAACACAGACGAUACCCUGGGUGCUAUGUUGCUCAUGGGUACAUUUGAGGUCAGAGCUUCCCUUGUGUGGUCACUCUCUGCUAGCAAUUACGCUGACGUGUUUCAGGUAAUCGUCUCUGGCAGCUUAAACUCAGUGUCAUCACUCAGUCAGCAUAUUACUGCUGCGGCUCAGUGGAUCCAUAUGCGAGGACCAACACAGUCCAGCAGUGACUCUGUUAUUUCUUGCAAUCACUUACAAGAACCAUUACCGGCUGCGUUCGAGACCUGGUCAAGCUGGGCCCAAGGCAAUCGACCCAACUACAAUACUGCGUUGAACGGCAUUGGUGAUAUUGAGAAAAAGUUGAUUGCGGCUCGUGUGGAGAUAAAACGCAAGAAUAUAUCUUCUCCAGUCGUGAUUAAGACGAUGCUGCGCCCUAUAGAUAACAUGUUUGAGGAUUGGAAACAGUCAAUUCUACCCUCUUGGGCUAUCAAGUCCUACAAAUGCCUCACGUCAACCAUGAUCGAACCUGCUUACAUGUCUCAGUACGAUACGUACCCAGACCUCUACGUUGCAACCAUGUGGAACGCAUACCGCUCCAGUCGCAUUAUGAUUCAUAACCAUAUUGUAACUGCAACACUGCAACACGGAUCUACAGACGAUAUGGGAAAAAUAAGUGAUUCCAUCAACAUCCUUAGGGCUUUGACAGCUGCAAUUUGCCAGAGUGUACCUUACUUCUUAUCCUGCACCCGACACUGUGACGCAGUCAAGCUGCCGGAACACAUGAACACAGCGCAACUAUCCUCUUCGGGCGCUCUUUUACUGCUCUGGCCGCUGUUUUCAUGCGGGAUGCUGUGGACGACACCUAAAGAGCAGAGUCAUUGGAUCGCUUCUAUACUACGCCGCAUUGGGGGACAUAUGGGUCUUCAACUGGCCAUUUCGAUGGCAGCUGCGCUGGAAGGUAGUUAG
Molecule: messenger RNA, 1464 nt
Organism: Pochonia chlamydosporia 170
Lineage: Eukaryota; Fungi; Ascomycota; Sordariomycetes; Hypocreales; Clavicipitaceae
Product: fungal specific transcription factor domain-containing protein
Exons: 3
Coding region: 1-1464 (487 amino acids)
Biological process (GO): regulation of DNA-templated transcription
Molecular function (GO): zinc ion binding; DNA-binding transcription factor activity, RNA polymerase II-specific
Source: RefSeq, a predicted model, not a curated record